Messenger RNA from Onychostruthus taczanowskii (white-rumped snowfinch), 1363 nucleotides. RefSeq lists its product as uncharacterized. The transcript is spliced from 8 exons. Bases 585 to 1355 code for a protein of 256 amino acids. The record is from RefSeq and is a predicted model, not a curated record. NCBI's taxonomy places the organism in Eukaryota, Metazoa, Chordata, Aves, Passeriformes, Passeridae.
ACCCCUGAGGGUUUUAUUGGGGAGUUUCCUCCCCCCCCCGCCCCCUCCGGGAAUCAAAAAUGGUUGGAAUUACACAAUGACGGGAUAGAGAUAGAGGGAUUGGGGGGCAGCGGGAUCGGGGUUCUGGGGUGGCCCCUGUGCCCCCCAGAUUCUCCCUCAUGAGGGCCUGGGGAUGCAUUUCUGCCCCCUCCCCCGCCUCGCCAUCCCUAUAAUUAAAAAUGGUUGGAAUUGCACAGCGAGGCUGGAGGGUUCAACAGUGGCAUGGAGGGAUUUUGGGAUCAGGCUCUCACGUCUGGAGGCACCACAGGCAGCUCCUCGCCCCGGCGCCGCCAUGGACUGGUUCCACUGCAGUCGCUGCUUCCGCCAGGAUGGCGCCCGGUUCGCCAUCACCAACUGCGGCCACAUCCUGUGCGAGGGCUGUGGGGGCACAGGUCCCUGCCCAGUCUGUGGCACCACCUGCCGCUACCUGCCCCUGUCCGAUCAGGCCAGUGUCCCCCAUGUUGUGCCCCACAUCCCUUUCCCACCCUUUUCCCUUCCUGUUUCCAACCUUCUUCCCAUCUUUUUGAUGCCCCCAUGCCCAACAGAUGCGCCCACAGGAGAAGAUUUUUUUCAAGAACCCGGUGGCCCUUGCCCUCAAGCACCUUGCCCACAUCACGCAGGUGAGGAGGACACAGGUGAUGGGGGAUGAGGCUCCACCAUUGUCCCCAGCCCCACAGGCUGGGGGAUACGAGGAGGUGACCCACGUCCCCCAGGUGUGGCGGUUCCAGACAGCACAGACGCAGCUUCUGCUGGACUUGCACCGGGACAGAACUCGGCGGGUGCAGGCAGAGCUGGAGGAGGCCAGAGAGGAGCUGGGGGAAAGGAGAAGGGAGCUGGAGUCACUUCGCCGGGAGAAUGAGGAGCUGCGCCGCAUGCAGCUCUCCCCAGGCUGGCGCUGGAGCAGCCGCAGCAGCACCCCCCGUCUCUCCCCCACACAUUCAGUCACGCCUCAGCCCCGCCGGCAGCUCAGCAGUCAAGUGGUCAGCCGCUUGGCCCCACUGGAGCCCCCCCAGUCCCGCAGCACUCCAGGAUGGCAGGUGAGACCUCACCCCAAAUGGGGCCACCCCAAAAUAGGGGGGUUCCCAAAGUGGUUUGCUCUCCCCCCACAGGCUGGUGUAGCCUACAGAAAUUCAGGGACCUCUCUGGCCUCCAGUGUGGGGCUCUGCUCUGCGGCUGGCGAGGGGCGGGUGCUCCCAGUGGGAUCUCAACCCACGGCCAUAAAGGACAGAGACCUCUGGCGGGCUCCGAGGCUCCUGGACAGGAGCUCCGGGCCUUCUCUGGAGGUGGCUGGGGCAGAAGAAGUUAAAAAGGAAUAAAAAAAUGC